This is a messenger RNA of Ogataea angusta, 1065 nucleotides long. RefSeq lists its product as uncharacterized. Gene Ontology annotation, molecular function: mannosyltransferase activity. The coding region runs from base 1 to 1065 and encodes 354 amino acids. The record is from RefSeq and is a predicted model, not a curated record. The transcript has a single exon. Gene Ontology annotation, biological process: mannosyl-inositol phosphorylceramide biosynthetic process. Lineage: Eukaryota; Fungi; Ascomycota; Pichiomycetes; Pichiales; Pichiaceae.
AUGAGAAAAGAGCUUCAAUAUAUCCUGCUAGCACAUCUGUUGCUGGUGGUAUUUUUGGUCUAUCAAACCUUUGACUUGAUAACGCUGCUUUAUGAUGAUAGUUUCCAGUACGCUUUGCUGGAAUCUGAGCUAUCUCCUACCGUCGAUAGACCUCAACUCAUCCCCAAAAUAAUUCACCAGACCUACAAAACAACUGAGAUCCCUGAUGUCUGGAAACAAGGACAACAAAGCUGCAUCGACCUGCAUCCUGACUAUCAGUAUAUUCUGUGGACCGACGAGAUGUCUAGAGAAUUUAUUUCUGAACACUAUCCAUGGUUCUUGGAGACUUUUGACAACUACAAGUAUCCAAUCGAGAGAGCAGACGCUAUAAGGUACUUUAUCCUGUACCACUUUGGUGGCAUUUACAUUGAUUUGGACGAUGGAUGUGCCCGAAAAUUAGAUCCUCUGCUCACCGUUCCGGCGUUUGUGAGAAAAACCAUUCCCACCGGGAUAUCCAAUGACGCCAUGGGCUCUAUGCCUAGACAUCCAUUUUUUGCCAAAGUGAUCGACUCUUUGAACAAAUACAACAAUAACUGGUUAGUGCCAUAUAUCACAAUCAUGUACUCCACAGGACCACUGUUCUUGUCUGUGAUAUGGAAACAAUACAAGAGAUGGGGCGUUCCUGAUGCGGGCGUGGUGAGGAUACUCAUGCCUCAGGACUACAGUAAUGGAGAGCAUCCCUUUUUCAGCAUCUCGAAGGGCUCUUCAUGGCACAUGGACGAUGCGAAAUUCAUGUUUUUACUCUCCAAGCAUAUUGUUUGGGCUGUACUUGGUGGCUUUGCAGUUGCGCUCUUGUUCUUUUACAUGGAGUACCUCAUGUACUCUUUCUUUAUCUCCAACACUUUCAAGAGAUUCAGAAAAGGAGUCUGGAACUUAAUGAGAUUAAGAUCUUGGUCACACGGAAACAAUUACACUCGUUUGAACCCACGGAAACAGGCCAAGUAUCUCAAAACGAGAAACAGAAAAGACUCCAACUUGCCAGUCGCUAUUAACAUCGACGUGGAGAAAAACGUUAUGGAGGUCUGA